AAGGAGUCACACAAGCUAAAAAAAGAUCUCAGUGAACUGAUAAAGUCUGACUCGGACGAAAUGAAGGAGGGCGCCCGUCGAUUGGAAAAAAUUCGUAAGCCUCUCUUGCGGGAAGAAACCCACACAACUAAGGGUAGCAUCUGCGUGUUGUCACCUUACGGUCUGCGGCAUCGUAAGUACUUCAAAGAUGUCAAUAUGUUCUGGAAUCAAGUCGAGAGACGUCAUAGCGAGGCGGAGGCUUCUAGCUCCAUAGUGCGUGAUACAACAAAAGUUUUUAAAAAUUCAAUUGAAAAUGUCAAUGACUCCAUUAACAAUGUUAAUAACACAGUGCUCAAAUAUAAUAAAGAGAAUCGUGUUCCUAGCUUAGGGAAAAGAAGAAAUUUGGAUGAUCGCGAAGAAGGACAAAUUCAAAUAAAGAGACAACACAAAGAUGAUCAUACUACGCCACGAGCCCGCUCUGUAUCAGUCGAAGUCAAGUAUUCUCCUCAGCCCAUGUUAAUAGAAUCACCAGAAGAAUCCAAUACUCUUUCGGGUACUGAUAUUGUGUCCAAUUGUCCAGCAAUAAUUAAUGAUGUUGUAGGACUAGAAUUGGGACCAUUACCUCAAAAAGAAUCCAGAUGGUUCGUGGAUGACACAGAUGUCUCUGAAAAAUGGCAUCGUUUUAAGGAAAAAUCGCUGGAAUUAGUGAAUAGAGAAGGCCUUUUUGUGGAAAGCCACAUACAGCAGAUAUUAGCCUUAUCACACAUUCUUUUAUUGAAGCUCAAACAACAUUCUCCGUUAAUGGUGGAGGUAUUCGGUGAUGAGUUACUAGAAAUGAUGCACAAGGAUAUCAUACAGAGACUUAUCAAGCAAGAAAUAGAGUUUGGUUGUGAAAUGUUGAUGGAGCUUAUUCGCAUUGUUAAGCGCCUACAACGGAAGGAAAUCACAAGAGACGAUGCAGUUUUGAAAGUGCAAAGUUUUGCAGUUGGCCGUUCUUAUGGAGAACGCGCAAUCUUGAAGGUUAUAAGAAACAUUAUUAAAAGAGUCCCAAGAGUCACAUUAAAAAGCCCCGUUGGAGAAGUAGAACUCUGCGUUACUUAUAUUGAUCCAAUUCUCAGCCCACUUUUUACGGAUCCUGAUCGUGAUAUAUUCUUGCGAUGGCCAAACAAUGAGACCACAGAGUCUAAGGCUAGGAAGCCAGUAGGCAGAGCCAAACAACCAGAUGCUAUCAUUAGCGAAAUCGAUCAACUGUCUUGGAGUUCAAGUAAAAGACACGCUGUGUUUAACAAAGAUGCGAUUGACUUCUAUAAUAUGAAUUAUGUGCUUGGAUUUCAAGUUGUUGUGCCUAUGUCACUUGAACAGGUUCCUGCUUUUCUCACCAGCCUUGAUACACUUCUCAUCAUAUCCAAUGCAUUUUGGUCCAAUUGUAUUGUAUCUACUGAAAAACAAGAACAAAACAGACGUAAUACUCUUGCAACACCAAGCUUUAAGGAAAUGGUUUCAGAGAGCAGGAAUCGUCAUCGAUCUUGUUAA
Messenger RNA from Funneliformis mosseae, 1512 nucleotides. The record is from the annotation of a GenBank genome assembly. Lineage: Eukaryota; Fungi; Glomeromycota; Glomeromycetes; Glomerales; Glomeraceae.